Messenger RNA from Caenorhabditis remanei, 2133 nucleotides. RefSeq lists its product as uncharacterized. Gene Ontology annotation, molecular function: glycosaminoglycan binding; N-acetylglucosamine-6-sulfatase activity. The record is from RefSeq and is a predicted model, not a curated record. The transcript has 15 exons. NCBI's taxonomy places the organism in Eukaryota, Metazoa, Nematoda, Chromadorea, Rhabditida, Rhabditidae. The coding region runs from base 1 to 2133 and encodes 710 amino acids.
AUGAAUUUGAAUUUAUUGGUCGUUGCUAUAUUUUGCUCUCUCAUAUAUUCUUGUAUUGCAGUUAUCAAUUUUGUUGAUUCGCAACAUAAUGUGAUCCUAAUUCUGACCGAUGAUCAAGAUAUUGAGCUUGGUUCUAUGAACUUUAUGCCAAAAACUACUCAGAUUAUGAAAGAAAGAGGGACAGAAUUUACGUCAGGAUAUGUAACAACUCCAAUUUGCUGUCCCAGUCGGUCAACUAUUCUUACCGGAUUAUACGUGCAUAAUCAUCAUGUGCACACUAAUAAUCAAAACUGCACUGGAAUCGAAUGGAGAAAAGUUCAUGAGAAAAAAUCGAUUGGAGUCUAUAUGCAAGAAGCCGGUUACAGAACUGCAUAUCUUGGGAAAUAUUUGAACGAAUAUGACGGAUCGUAUAUACCACCUGGAUGGGAUGAGUGGCAUGCAAUUGUGAAAAACAGCAAGUUUUACAACUACACAAUGAACUCAAAUGGUGAAAGAGAAAAGUUUGGGUCAGAUUAUGAAAAAGACUAUUUCACAGAUUUAGUGACAAACAGAUCCCUCAAAUUCAUUGAAAAACACAUCAAAACUAGAGCAUGGCAACCUUUUGCACUAAUAAUUUCGUAUCCGGCCCCUCAUGGUCCAGAAGACCCUGCUCCGCAGUUUGCACACAUGUUUGAAAAUGAACUCAGUCACAGAACUGGAAGUUGGAAUUUCGCACCCAAUCCUGACAAACAGUGGUUACUUCAACGAACUGGGAAAAUGAAUGACGUGCAUAUCACUUUCACGGAUUUACUCCACAGAAGACGACUCCAAACCUUGCAGAGUGUUGACGACGGAAUAGCUAGGUUAUUCAAUCUAUUGCGAGAGUUGAAUCAAUUAUGGAACACAUUUGCAAUUUACACAUCUGACCAUGGGUAUCAUUUAGGCCAAUUCGGGUUAUUGAAAGGAAAAAACAUGCCUUAUGAAUUCGAUAUAAGAGUUCCGUUCUUUAUGAGAGGUCCAGGAAUACCUAGAAAUGUUUCAUUCAAAGAGAUGGUGACGAACGUUGAUAUUGCUCCAACAAUGUUGAACAUAGCUGGAGUAGCAAAACCGGCCCGAAUGAAUGGAAGAAGCCUAUUAGAGUUGGUGUCGUUGAAGAAAAGAAAAAAGAAGCAUGCAUUACAACUGAAGCCUUGGCGAGACACUAUUUUAAUCGAAAGAGGAAAAAUGCCGAAGCUGAAGAAAAUUCGGGAUCGUUACAUGAAACAAAAAAAGAAAUUCAACAAAGAAAAUCGGCUUUCCAAAGAGUGCCGAAGAAGAAAAUGGCAACGAGAUUGUGUGGAAGGACAACUUUGGAAGUGCUACUACACAGUUGAAGACCGCUGGCGGAUAUACAAAUGUCGGGACAAUUGGAUUGAUCAGUGUCCGUGUAGAAAGAAACGAGAUCAAUCCGAAAUUUUGAAUAGCGAAAACGAAGAAGAUGAAUUCCUGGCGUAUGUUGACGAAGAACACUUUGCAGAGGAGAAUCAAUGGUAUCAAGGAGAUCUUUUCAAUUUGGAUGAAGAUGUUGAAAGUGAUUUUGAGCCAGUAGAAGAGCAUCAUCGGCAGAAAAGAGGAAUUCUGAGCAAGUGCAGUUGUUCCAAAAAUGUUUCUCAUCCGAUAAAACUCCUGGAACGAAAAAUGUCAAAAAAGCAUUAUUUGAAGUACAAAAAGAAGCUACCAAAUGGUUCCUUGAAACCUAAAGAUUGUUCACUCCCUCAAAUGAACUGCUUCACCCACACCGCAUCCCACUGGAAAACGCCCCCUCUUUGGCCUGACGAACUUGGAGAAUUCUGUUUCUGCCAAAACUGCAACAACAACACAUACUGGUGCUUAAGGACUAAAAACGAAACACACAACUUCUUAUACUGCGAAUUCGUGACGGAAUUCAUCAGUUUCUAUGACUUCAACACAGAUCCAGACCAGUUGAUAAAUGCUGUAUACUCACUGGAUAUUGGAGUGCUCGAGCAGCUCAGUGAGCAGCUACGAAAUCUCAGGAAAUGCAAGAAUCGACAAUGUGAAAUAUGGAGUGCGUCACAGAAAUUGAGGUCUCCAACUCUCGUUGAUUUGAGGAUUAAUGACAAGUCUUUUUUGGAUUAUAAAAUAGACAAAACAUAG